Molecule: messenger RNA, 301 nt
Organism: Adineta steineri
Lineage: Eukaryota; Metazoa; Rotifera; Eurotatoria; Adinetida; Adinetidae
Source: the annotation of a GenBank genome assembly
AUGAUUUUAGCAAAAAUAUUAAACGAACUAGAUAUUCUAAAUUUAGAUAAUAUUGACAUAUUAACGACUGUUUUUAUUGAUUAUUUAUACAAAGCAAUUAAUGAUCCAUGUCAUAGUUUUCAAGAUGUUCCAGUCGAACAUUUAUUGACAUCUUUAAAAGCAUUUGUUCAACAUGAUGAAAUAAAAGAUGGGAUUGCUAAACAAAAUUAUUUUGAAAUUUUAAUUCGUUGUGCAACUCAAACAGAUCUUCAUGCUGGUUUAGUUCUACAAACUUCAUUGGAAAUUAUUUGGAGUUUAACAU